AUGCAGCUUCCUAAGCACCCAACAUUCACAGAACAAGACAUGUAUGUACUCCCAAGUUUGCUUGUUCCUUCCAAACAGGCUCAAAGCGAUAGUACCAACAAAGAUGUCCAGCGCAGAAUUAGAGAACGCGGAGAAAGGUUUUAUGGACCGCAGAUCCUAACACCUGGGGCAUCAGUGUCUUCGUGUAUUAGCUCUGCAGAUCGUGAAAGGCGGAAACAACGGAGCCGUAUCAGAGUGUUAAUGUCAGGAGCACCUCACGUGGGAAAACUAGGAGAUUAUGAUUCGAGCAAGCUCGAUGACAUUACGGCGGUGCUGCGAAUUGUUACAAAUAAGCCAGAGCCGGAACACAUGUCCAGACUGACGUUCAAACUCAAUAUCGAGAAUCAAGACUGGAUGGCAGACGAACUUCUUGAUACGUCUGAAAUCCAUGACAUGCUUCUCUCCGACGACGAAGACUCAGGUGAAGACUUUGAAUCUGUUAAGAACGAGCCUUUGGCCGAGGAUAAUGGGAUUGCUAAAACAAAUGAGGUCUUGAAAUGGCAGAGCACGACCUUGUUCGUCCCAUGA
Molecule: messenger RNA, 567 nt
Organism: Cucurbitaria berberidis CBS 394.84
Lineage: Eukaryota; Fungi; Ascomycota; Dothideomycetes; Pleosporales; Cucurbitariaceae
Exons: 2
Coding region: 1-567 (188 amino acids)
Source: RefSeq, a predicted model, not a curated record